AAUGCAAUGAUACCUUAAUAUGUAUAGACCAUGAUUAUAGAUAAUAAUGUGGUAAAUAAGUACUGUCACGUGAAAAGUGAUAACAGACAACAUUCUAUUUAAGAAAUGGCUAGAGAAAAAGACAAAUUGCCCUUACACAUUGGGCAGUUGCCCAGGUUCACAAGGGCUCUUUUGACAUACUCUAUUGGAUCAAUAGAUGAUAUGGAUCCAAUAAAUACGUGGAAUUAUAAUUUAGAUGUUAUUAAAGAACGGAUAACUGAAGAAGAAAAGCAGUUGCAAAAAACUCUUUCAUAUUCAGAAAUUUGUUCUGUUAUAAAUGAAUCUAAGAAUAAUAUUAUUUCAAAAAACCUUAAGACAUUAUAUGAAAUAGCUAAAGAGCUUUCAAAAGACGAACAACCUGAAAUAUUAAGUUCAGCGGUAUUAUUUUUUUUCAAGUUGUUAAUUGGUGUAUCUGGAUUGUUAAUGAAACAUAUUUUAGAGCUUAGAAGUAUGUUUGGAAAAGUGUCAAAUCAAAACGCUGAUCAAAUAUUUAAGUUGGUAAAAGAGAUAGAAAAUUUACUACAAGAAGAUAAUAUUCAAAAGAUCAAAAAUUUAUGGGAAAAAAUAGAUACAAAUAAAAAUAGGGAAAUAGAAAAAAAAACCAAUGAACAGAACAUAUCACUUGAUCAUUCAUUUUAUAAAUCAAGAUCAAAAUGGGUACCUCCUGAUUUUGGAAAAUUACCUACACCUAAUGUAGGGUUAAAGAGUGUUUUAAAUUCAUUUUCCAUGCGAUAUAAUGGAGAAGAAAAGAAACAUAUUAGUGCAACAAAUUUUGAUAAAACAUGGUUAAUAAGUCAAAUUUCAAAAACAUCAGUUAUAAACUUAGGUGUGUCUGAUGAAGAUUACUAUAAUAGCAUUACUGAAGCCCUUUCAUCACAAAAAUCUGAUACUGAGCUUCAGGAUGAACUGUUUAGCCUGCUCGGCUAUACAAGACUUACACUUAUAGAAACUCUUUUAAAACACAGAAAAGAUAUAAUAAAACAAUAUUUACCUACAAAUGAGAAGAAAAUGGGUGGGAUUUCCAAAGAUUUAAGAAUGGAUAAAAGAUCUAGACAUAUGGAAAUGAUUACAAUUGAAACAGAAGAAGAUAGACAGUUAAGAAAAGAAAUUAGAAAAGAGGAAAAAGCAUUGCAUAAAUUGAACCGCAAACAAGACGCAGAUUCUGAUGAUGAAUCUGUUAAGAUAGUCUCUAAGACUACUAGUGCACCAAAUGUUCCAAUGUAUAUUGACCCAAAGAGCCGUAAAGUACCACCGGCUGAAAAAUAUCCACAUGUUUAUGAUUUGAAUACAGAAUUAAAAGUGUCCAAUUGUUAUAUCAAUGGAGAAGCAUGUACUAUCCCUUUGGGAGCUAAAAGAACUGACUUCAAAACACACGAAGAGGUUUAUAUACCAGUAACAAAAUUAUCAGAAGAAUUAACUGUUGGAAAAAAUCUUAUUGCGAUUACAACAUUAGAUGAAGUUGGCCAAAAGACUUUUAGUGGUAUUACUAACCUUAAUAGAAUACAAUCUGUUGUAUUUGAUGCUGCAUAUAAUACUAAUGAAAAUCUUCUGGUAUGUGCCCCAACUGGAGCUGGUAAAACCAAUGUUGCUCUAUUGACUAUAGUACAUCAAAUUAAACAACAUAUUAGAAAUAACGAAAUUAAUAAGAAUGAAUUUAAAAUUGUUUAUGUUGCUCCAAUGAAAGCUUUAGCUGCUGAAAUGACAGCAAAUUUCUCUAAACGCCUUUCUACAUUAGGCAUAGCAGUUCGUGAAUUUACCGGUGAUAUGUCAUUAACUAAAACAGAAAUUACUAACACUCAAAUAUUAGUAACGACGCCUGAAAAAUGGGAUGUAGCUACUCGUAAAGGCUCUGGUGAUAUCGCAUUAACUAGUUUAGUAAAGUUACUAAUUAUUGAUGAAGUGCAUUUAUUGCAUGGCGACCGAGGUCCUGUUCUAGAAGCUCUUGUAGCUCGAACACUAAGACAAGUUGAGUCUUCUCAGAGCAUGAUUCGGAUUGUCGGAUUAUCAGCAACAUUACCAAACUACAAAGAUGUAGCUCGUUUUCUAAGGGUGAAUUUGCAUAAAGGAUUAUUUUACUUUGAUAGCCGUUUUCGUCCGGUGCCUCUAGUUCAGACAUUUAUUGGUGUUCGCGGAGGUAAAACUAUUAAAUUGCAACAAGAAAUGGAUUCAGUUUGCUAUGAAAAAGUUUACGAUAUGGUUCAAAAAGGUCAUCAAGUUAUGGUGUUUGUGCAUGCUCGUAAUGCUACUGUCAAGACAGCUAACGUAUUUAGAGAACUUGCAACCCAAAAGAAUCAUCAAACCGCUUUUUUGCCACAAGAUUCCAACAGAAUAGGGAUUGCCAAAAAAGCAUUUGAACGUUGCCAUUCCAAAGAACUCAGCGAAUUGUUGAACAGUGGAUUUUCUGUUCAUCAUGCAGGUCUUUUGAGAUCCGAUAGAAAUCUUGUGGAAAAAUAUUUUGCGGAAGGAGCUAUUAAAGUUUUAGUAUGUACAGCAACAUUAGCUUGGGGUGUGAAUCUUCCUGCUCAUGCAGUUAUCAUUAAAGGUACUGAGCUUUAUGAUUCCAAACAUGGAACAUUUGUAGACUUAGGUAUGCUUGAUGUAUUGCAAAUAUUUGGACGAGCUGGUCGUCCUCAAUUUGAUACUUCUGGACAUGGAAUGAUCAUCACUCCUCAUACUAAACUUCACAAAUAUUUAUCUUUACUUACAAAUCAGAUACCAAUUGAAAGUUGCUUUGUACAACAUCUUGUUAACAAUUUAAAUGCUGAAGUGGUUUUAGGAACAAUAUCAAAUGUUGAAGAAGCAGUUCUAUGGCUAAGCUAUACUUAUUUGUUUGUUAGAAUGCGUAUAAAUCCUCAUGUAUAUGGCAUAUCUCUUGAAGAAGUUGAAUUAGAUCCUAUGUUAGUUAACAAAAGGAAAGAGUUCAUUAUUAAUGCUGCAAUGUUGUUGGAUAAAGCACAAAUGUUACGUUACAAUCAAAGAACUGGAGAUCUCUCAUCAACUGAUAUGGGACGAACUGCUAGUCAUUUUUACAUUAGCUAUGAUAGUGUUGAAAUAUUUAAUCAAACACUGCGACCGUUUAUGAAUUUAUCGGAAAUUUUGAAUAUGAUUGCUAGUGCUAAAGAGUUUGAGCAACUUCAAGUUCGAGAUGAUGAAGUAAUUGAACUUGAGUCAUUAGGUCGUAAAUAUUGCCAAGUCGAAUGCACUGGAUCCGCUGUAAACGUGAAUGGAAAAGUUAACAUCUUGUUGCAAACUUACUUAGGCCGAGGCAGAGCUAAAGCAUUUUCAUUAAUAUCUGAUCUUGUUUAUAUUUCACAAAAUGCUACAAGAAUUGCACGAGCCUUAUUUGACAUGGUAUUGCGUCGUAAUAAUGCUAUGUUGACAUCCAAAUUAUUAGAAGUUAGUCAAAUGUUUGAGAUGAGACAAUGGGAUUUUGAAUCUGAACUUAGGCAGUUUUCAGAAAUUCUACCAUGGGAAAUAAUUGAUAAAAUUGAACAGAGAAGGCUAACGUUUAAUCGUAUAAGGGAAAUGGAUUCUAAAGAAUUGGGUAUUAUUUUGAGAAACCAAAAUGUAGGAGUAGCUGUGAAAAAAUGUGCCAUGCAACUGCCAUAUAUGGAAGCUACUGAAAACAUUCAACCCAUUACCAGAACUAUUUUAAAGAUAAAUCUUGAACUUUACCCUGACUUUGAGUGGAAUGAUAGAAUUCACGGAAAAACUUCUGUUGCAUUUUGGAUAUGGAUUGAAGAUCCAGAAACUGACCAAAUUUAUCACUGGGAACAGUUUUUAAUUUCAAAAAGACAGGUACUGAAAAAAGAAACACAAAAAUUAAUUUUUACAAUACCAUUAGUUGAACCACUACCGUCCCAGUACAUAUUACAUUGUACUUCAGAUAGAUGGUUGGGUACAACAUACACUAUACCUUUGACUUUUCAACAUCUUAUAUUGCCACAUAGUCACGCAUCAGUAACAGAUUUACUUGAACUACAGCCAUUACCAUUAGCUGCUCUUAAAAACGAGAAUUAUCAAAAUUUGUAUUCAUUUACACAUUUCAAUCCAAUUCAAACACAAAUAUUUCACUGUUUGUAUUAUACCGACAACAAUGUACUUUUAGGGGCACCUACUGGAUCUGGUAAAACCAUAGCUGCAGAAAUUGCAAUGUUUAGAGUUUUUAAUGAACAACCAGAAGCAAAAGUUGUGUACAUUGCUCCAUUAAAAGCACUUGUACGAGAGCGCAUGAUUGACUGGAAAGUAAGACUUGAGGAAAAAUUAAAGAAAUCUGUUGUAGAAUUAACAGGUGAUGUUACACCGGACAUUAGAGCUAUUACUAGUUCGUCAGUGAUAGUCACUACACCAGAAAAAUGGGAUGGUGUUUCGCGUAGCUGGCAAACUCGAAAUUAUGUACGCCAAGUGGCUUUAGUUGUUCUUGAUGAGGUUCAUUUAUUAGGUGAAGACCGAGGUCCUGUAUUAGAAAUUAUCAUUUCUCGUAUAAACUUCAUAUCUACACAUACGGGUCAACGUACUCGGAUUGUUGCCCUAACAACUGCAUUAUCAACGGCUGCUGAUCUAGCCUCAUGGCUACAUAUUGGUGAAAUGGGACUCUACAAUUUCCGUCCAUCUGUACGGCCAGUUCCACUUGAGGUGCAUAUUAGUGGUUACGCAGGAAGAAAUUAUUGUCCAAGAAUGGCGACCAUGAACAAGCCUAUUUAUCAAGCAAUUCGUCAACACUCUCCAACUCAACCUGUUAUGAUCUUUGUGUCAUCAAGAAGACAAACUAGAUUAACUGCACUAGAUCUUAUUGCAUAUUUGGGUGGUGAAGAUAACCCUAAACAAUGGGUUCGCAAAAGUGACCAUGAAAUGGAACAAAUUAUUGAUAAUAUCAAAGAUUCAAACUUAAAGCUUUGUCUUGCAUUUGGACUAGGUCUACAUCAUGCUGGGUUACAAGAUAAAGAUCGUAAAAUCGUUGAAGAUUUAUUUGUUAAUCAACAUAUUCAGGUUCUUAUUGCAACUUCAACGUUAGCUUGGGGAGUUAAUUUUCCUGCUCAUUUUGUAAUAGUUAAAGGAACUGAAUUUUAUGAUGGUAAACUAAAAAGGUACGUGGACAUGCCCAUAACAGAUGUAUUACAAAUGAUGGGUCGUGCUGGGCGACCUCAAUAUGACAAUAUGGGUAUUGCCCUUAUAAUGGUUCAUGAUAUAAAAAAAACAUUUUACAAGAAAUUUUUGUAUGAACCAUUCCCAGUAGAGUCAUCAUUAUUAGAUGUAUUGCCUGAUCAUUUUAAUGCGGAAAUAGUUGCUGGAACAAUAAAAACAAAACAAGAUGCUAUUGAAUAUCUGACUUGGACGUAUCUAAUUCAAAGGCUAAUGAAAAAUCCUGAAUAUUACGGACUACAUAGUUUAGAAGAAAGUUCCAUAAAUACCUUUCUUUCAGACUUGGUUGAACAAUGCAUUGGAACAUUGUAUUCAAGUUAUUGUUUAGAUAUUGAUGAGGAUCAACGUAGUGUUAAAUCAACACCAUUAGGUCAUAUAGCAUCCUAUUACUAUUUACAGCACAAAACUGUAAAAACAUUCCAUGAUAGAUUAAAAGGGGAACUUACUAUGGAGGAUUUAAUCAAAGUUUUAGUUGAUGCUGAAGAAUUCAGUCUAUUGCCCGUUAGACAUAAUGAAGAUCUAAUGAAUGCUGAACUAGAUAAGCAAUGUCCAUUGGAUAUUGAUGGUCGGCCAUUUGAAUGUUCACAUACAAAAACUUUAAUCUUACUCCAAGCUCAUUUUUCACAUUUAAAAAUGCCAUGUACAGAUUACAUAACUGACCUUAAAUCAGUUCUUGAUCAAUCUAUUCGUAUAUUACAAGCAAUGAUUGAUAUCUGUGCAGAAGCUGGUUACUUGGUAUUAUGUUUAAAAUUGAUACAGCUCAUGCAAAUGGUCAUACAAGCCCGGUGGGUGACAGAACCAUCUGUAAUUACAUUGCCUGGUGUGGAAAAACAUUUGAUACCAUCCCAUGUACUGCCAUCUCUUUGUUUACCUCAUUUGUGUAAAGUUGCUCUUAAAGGUUACAGUCAGUUUGCAGAAAUUAUGUUGCGAACCCAAUUAGAACCAGAUGAAAUUGACAAAAUUUAUAAAACAAUAAUUGAAAUGCCCGUUGUAAAUGUUAAAUUGUACAUACAAGGACUCUGGCCUGACAAUAGUGAAAUUCAAAAGAAACUAGUUGAGACUGGAAAACGAAUGGAAAUUAUAGCCAACUGUGAAUACACUUUAUUAGUUGAAAUGAAAAUGUUGAAUCGUUUGGUCCCAACAAAAGCACACGCACCAAAAUUUUCUAAAUCCAAAGAUGUGGGUUGGUUUAUGGUGCUUGGUUCAGCUGAAAAAUGGGAAUUGAUUGCUUUAAAAAGAAAUGCAAAUAAUCGUUAUAGAAACACCUCAAGUAGAUUAUCUUUCUGUACGCCCAAAAACCCAAGUUACAUUAAUUGGACAUUUUAUAUGAUGUCCGAUUGCUAUCUUGGUUUGGAUCAACAAUACGAAAUUGAACUUAAUGUGAUUGACCAAAAAUUAGUAACAUAAGUAUUAUUAUGUUACUAAGUUUUCAAUUGUUAUUACUUAUUAC
Adelges cooleyi (spruce gall adelgid) is the source of this 6631-nucleotide messenger RNA. RefSeq names its product activating signal cointegrator 1 complex subunit 3 (gene obe). The record is from RefSeq and is a predicted model, not a curated record. NCBI's taxonomy places the organism in Eukaryota, Metazoa, Arthropoda, Insecta, Hemiptera, Adelgidae. The coding region runs from base 106 to 6588 and encodes 2160 amino acids. The transcript is spliced from 34 exons. Gene Ontology annotation, molecular function: ATP binding; ATP hydrolysis activity; nucleic acid binding.